AUUGACACAUGAGAAGCAAAAGGUGCAGAAAGUUUCCUAUUGGUCGCCGAGGCGGUCUCAGUCUCCCCUGGUCUCGAGCGCAGCGCAUUUCAAGCAACUCAGCCGUGUGAGUCAACAACAGCUACGGGACUUCAGAGCUGGAGUUUCCACACCUUCAAUAGUUUCACUUCAGAGGUAUUUGGCUCUCCCUCCUUAUUUUCUAGAUAAAGAGGACUGCAUUUCACUCAAGGCUCACUGCUUUGGGGGCUGCAUUGCCUGGGGAUCCUGACCAGGUGUUCACAAUGAAGUCCUUCGCAUCUUUGUUCCUUUGGAGGAUCAACAUUUUAAUAAUGCCAAUGGUCUCACUGGGCCAAACAUCUGAGUAUGUGUAUGAUAAUUGGAGGGCAGAGUUGUACAGUCCCAGCCGUAUCUAUGACAAGCCUCCGCAGUGUGUGGACAUCCCUGAUGACCUGAAGCUCUGUCACGGUGUGGGCUACAACAAGAUGCUGCUGCCCAACUUACUGGAGCACGACACUAUGACUGAGGUCAAGCAGCAGUCUGGGAGCUGGGUGCCCUUGGUGCACAAGAACUGCCACCCGGGCACUCGGGUGUUCCUGUGCUCCCUUUUUGCCCCUCUAUGUAUGGAGAGGCCCAUCUACCCAUGCCGCUGGCUCUGUGAAAAUGUCCGUGAUGGCUGCACACCCAUCAUGGAAGCAUUUGGGUUUCCCUGGCCUGAGAUGUUCACCUGCGAGAAGUUUCAACAAGAUGAUGUGUGCAUCAGUGGACCCAAUGUCACAGAGGACUCCAAGCCCACUGGAUACUCCCCAGUUUGUCCUCCUUGUGACAAUGAAAUGAAAACGGAUGUGAUACUGGAGCACAUGUGCGCCAGUGAAUUUGCCAUAAAGACCAAGAUCAAAGAGGUCAAACAGGAAAACAAGGAUCGCAAGGUGAUCCUGCAGAAGAGGAAAAAACCCCUAAAGCUGGGAACUUUGAAGAAGAAUGACCUGAAGAAACUCACUCUGUACCUGAAGAACGGAGCCGACUGCCCCUGCACACAGCUAGAAAAUCUCAGAAACACAUACCUUAUUAUGGGACGCAAGGUGGACAAACAGUACAUUCUCACCGGCAUUCACAAGUGGGACAAAUCCAGCAAGGAGUUCAAAAAGACCAUGAAAAAACUCAAAAGCCACAAGUGCCCUGCUUUUGAGAAUGCCUUCAAAUAAACAUUCUCAGAGCUCCCACUUACUUUAUGAACUUCCACAUCCAGGCAACCCAAAAUAUUGUUUUAUUUUUCAUUGUUCAUGUACUAUAUAUAUAUAUAUAUAUUAUAUAUAUAUAUAUAUAUAUAUAUAUAUAUAUAUAUAUAUAUAUAUAUAUAUAUAUAUAUUAUAUAUAUCUAUAUAUAUAUAUAUAUAUUUCUCAUGUAUAGAUCAGACACUUGAGGUGCUUUGUCUUGGAUCUGUGCUGUUUAAGACUGAAAAGAUAAUGAAAGAUACAGUAGACAAACUCUCCACCACAACCAACGGAUCACUUUUGUAUAUAUCCAAACUGGUGAUAAUAUGUUGGAAAAUUAUCAUAAUUCACCUACAAUUGAUUGUUUACUUUUCUUUAAAAAAAUUUUUAAGAAAAAUACUACAACAGAUUUCCAACGCAUAAUUCUCUGCCAGACAUCUUCACAAUUUAUUGUUACAAUUUUAUACACAUUGUGAAAGUACCAUAUAAGCCAUUUCUCCAAUUUGGAGUCACAGUUACAUCACUUGCAGCUGCAUGAACAUGGUGGAGGGAAAUGGGUAAAAUCCAUGGAAUAAGACAAAAAAAUGUAUUGUUGUGCCUUUGGAUGUCAGAAUCGUAAUGCAAAUCAUUUUUAUAGAAUACUGUCAUCAAAGAUGCGAUUUGAAGCUAAACUAUAGUUGAAACCUGCUAUGAUUACCCUACCCCACCAGAUAGGCUCCGCCCACAAAAAACGUUAACACUGUUUGCAAA
This is a messenger RNA of Cyprinus carpio (common carp), 1962 nucleotides long. Its product is annotated as secreted frizzled-related protein 1-like. Lineage: Eukaryota; Metazoa; Chordata; Actinopteri; Cypriniformes; Cyprinidae. Gene Ontology annotation, biological process: non-canonical Wnt signaling pathway; canonical Wnt signaling pathway; negative regulation of canonical Wnt signaling pathway. Gene Ontology annotation, molecular function: Wnt-protein binding. The record is from RefSeq and is a predicted model, not a curated record.